AAAAAGCCGGCUGGCCAGAAUGCAAAAAGUAAAAAAUCUGGGCCCAAGUUGGAGCUGACUGAAGAACAAAAACAGGAGAUUAAAGAAGCAUUUGAUCUUUUUGAUACAGAGGGGACAGGGACCAUUGAUACAAAGGAAAUCAAGGUUGCAAUGAGAGCACUUGGUUUUGAACCUAAGAAAGAAGAAAUUAAAAAAAUGAUAGCAGAUAUUGAUAAGGAGGGAACAGGAAGACUGGAUUUUAAUGAUUUCAUGACGUUAAUGACGAGUAAGAUGAACGAGAAGGACUACAAAGAAGAGAUAAUGAAGGCAUUCAGAUUAUUUGAUGAUGAUGAAACUGGCAAAAUUUCGUUUAAAAAUCUUAAAAGGGUAGCCAAAGAACUGGGUGAAAACCUCACUGAUGAAGAACUUCAAGAAAUGAUAGAUGAAGCAGACAGGGAUGGUGAUGGUGAGAUAAAUGAAUCGGAGUUUUUCAGGAUUAUGAAGAAAACAAGUCUCUAUUGA
Messenger RNA from Helobdella robusta, 501 nucleotides. RefSeq lists its product as hypothetical. Gene Ontology annotation, molecular function: calcium ion binding. Gene Ontology annotation, cellular component: centrosome; centriole. The transcript has 4 exons. Gene Ontology annotation, biological process: centriole replication; mitotic cell cycle. Lineage: Eukaryota; Metazoa; Annelida; Clitellata; Rhynchobdellida; Glossiphoniidae. The record is from RefSeq and is a predicted model, not a curated record. The annotation marks the transcript as partial.